This is a messenger RNA of Vespa mandarinia (Asian giant hornet), 1989 nucleotides long. It is a transcript of the gene Ids, whose product is annotated as iduronate 2-sulfatase. Gene Ontology annotation, molecular function: iduronate-2-sulfatase activity. The record is from RefSeq and is a predicted model, not a curated record. Gene Ontology annotation, cellular component: cytoplasm. Lineage: Eukaryota; Metazoa; Arthropoda; Insecta; Hymenoptera; Vespidae.
AUUUAAUAUAUAUAUAUAUAUAUAUAUAUAUAAAGAAAUAAAAUCUUAAACGUUUUAAUAAAUUGAAAUAAUAUUAUCAAUGUUGUUUCUUUUAUUUUGGAUUAUUACAUUAUCAUGCAGGAGUGUUGCAAAACCAAACUUUCUUUUGAUAAUGAUUGAUGAUUUAAGAACAACACUAGGAUGUUAUGGGGAUCACAAUUCAUAUACACCAAAUAUAGAUCAUUUAGCAAAACAGGGCAUAAUUUUUUCUCAGGCAUAUGCACAGCAAGCUUUAUGUGCACCUAGUAGAAAUUCAAUAUUAACUAGCAGAAGACCGGAUACAUUACAGUUGUAUGAUUUUUAUAGCUAUUGGAGAGAUACAGUUGGUAAUUUUACAACAUUACCAGAAUAUUUAAAAAAUAAUGGAUAUAAUACUAUGUCUGUAGGAAAGAUAUUUCAUCCAGGUAUCAGUUCUAAUAAUUCUGACGAUAGUCCUUAUUCUUGGAGUGAAAAACCUUUUCAUCCUUAUACAAAUCGUUACAAGAAUGCACCAGUUUGUCAAACUACUAAAAAUUCACUUCCUGCACAAAAUCUUGUAUGUCCAGUGGAUUUAAAAUUUAUGCCAAAUCAAACAUUACCAGAUAUUGAGAUAUUAAACAAAGCCAAGAGAUACAUACACAUGCAUAAAAAUGAUGUUAAGCCAUUUUUUUUAGCUGUUGGAUUUCAGAAACCACAUAUUCCCUUAAAAUACCCUAAAAAAUACUUAAAAUAUCAUCCAUUAGAAAAAUUUAAAGUUCCUAAGCCAUAUGCUUGGCCAAAUAAUACUGAUAGUGUUGCAUAUAAUCCAUGGAUAGAUCUUCGCAAAAGAAAGGAUAUACAAAGAUUACAUUUAAAAUUCCCAUGGGAAAAAAUACCAGAGAAUUUUGCCAAGUUGAUUACACAAUCAUAUUAUGGAGCUGUGUCUUAUAUCGAUGAUAUUAUUGGCAAGCUUAUAUAUCAAUUGCAUAUUUCUAAGAUCUUGAAAAAAACUGUAAUCAUAUUAACUUCUGAUCAUGGUUGGUCUUUAGGAGAACAUGCAGAAUGGGGAAAGUAUAGUAAUUUCGAUGUCUCAGUACAUGUACCUCUAAUAAUGUCGAUACCUUUUAUGACAUUCAAGAAAACUACGGAACAUUUUACUGAAUAUAAUGCAAAUACGAUUAAUAAGUUUAAAUUCGAAUAUAAAGGGUAUACAAAUUUAAGGUAUUCUCGGAUUAAAAAAAAAGGAAAUAAAAAAAAUGUUACAUUUUUAAAACAUAUAGAUACUUUUACAAAAACAGAUGCUAUUGUAGAACUGGUUGAUAUUUUUCCUACAAUUGCCGAAUUAGCCGGAAUUCCAGUACCAAUUUGUUCAAACAUAGAAAAGAAAUGUGACAAUAAUUGCAAAUAUCCAUCAGUGUGUACAGAAGGAAUUAGUCUUUUACCACUUAUCAGAACUAUAUUGGAUAAAAAAAUAAUACCAUGGAAGAAAGCAGCAUUCAGUCAAUAUCCAAGACCAGGUAUAGAACCUACAUUACAUCCAAACAGUGAUGAACCGCAUUUGAAAGAAAUAACUAUUAUGGGAUACAGUGUAAAAUCACAUGAGUAUAGAUACACCGCGUGGAUACCAUUUAUAUCAGAAAAUAAAACAGCCAAUUGGAAAAUUAUCAUUAGUGAAGAAUUAUAUAAUCAUAAUUAUGAUUCAGCAGAGUACUUCAAUUUAGCAAGAUCUCCAGACUUUUUAAAAAAAAAAAUUGAAUUAAGAACAUUACUCCAAGAUGGUUGGAGAAAAGCCUUACCAAAUUAUAUUUAAUUAUAUGAAAAUUGUUGAGAAAAUAUCCUAAUAGAUCUGCUUCAAAAACAAGAUCCAAGGAUAAAUAUCCUUUUUUGCUUUGUGUUAUAGAAAUUAGAAUAAAUAUAAUAUAUCCUUGUGCAUACGUUGUUAUAUAAAUAUAUAAAUCUAAUAGGAAUGUACGUAAUAUCAUAUGUAAGUGA